CUAUAGUAUACUCCUCCAAAGUAGUAGCACUCUUGUUUAAUACCACACGAAGGCACACAAGUUUGGUCCCAAAAGGUUAAGGUCAUAGUCAUAUCUUGCUUGCACCUCCAAAGGGCCGACGACUACAACACCUGUCUUUCUCCUCCUCUCCAUCAUUCAACGCUCUAUCUAGAAUCGACCCCACGCUCUCUCAUGCGCUACUCCCAUGUCCGGAUCCGCAUCAGGAGAAGGAAAUCACGACGGCGGCCAACUCUACGGCGAGGACGACACCGUCUUCUUCCAGAGUCCGGCGUGCGGCGGUGGGGACGAUGUUGGUGCAACCCCGUCGGCCUACUCCACCAUCACCGACUACCUGCACGGGCUCCUCGACCCAGCAGAGCUCGCGAGGCACCUGGACGCGCCCCCGUGCUUCCCAACGGCGAGCGAAGUGAUCGGCGCCGAAGCGGCCCCUUUCACGUCCAACUCGUCGACGUCGGGCGAGGCAGCGGACGAGCCCCGCGGGUGCAAGAGAGGCACGCCGGCGCCGGAGGAGGACGAGGACGGAUCGGCCGAUCAUGGCAGCUGCAGGAGCAACGAGAAGGAGAAAAAGAAGAAGGGGAAGGGGGAGAAGAAGGCGCACGGCUCCCGUGUGGCCUUUGCAACCAAGAGCGAGGUUGACCACCUCGACGAUGGCUACCGCUGGCGCAAGUACGGCCAGAAGGCCGUCAAGAACAGUUCCUUCCCAAGGAGCUACUACCGGUGCACGGCCACACGGUGUGGGGUGAAGAAGCUGGUGGAGCGGUCGCAGCAAGACCCUUCCACGGUCGUCACCACCUACGAGGGCCGCCACGGGCACCCAAGCCCCGUCGCCACCCACCGUGGCCCACGGAUGCUAAUGGCCACCGGUGCCAACACUGCCUACGCGCUUGCCGCGCUUCAACAUCAGCAACAUUGCUUUUUUUCAGCUGGUGCUGACGUCUACGCUCCGUUGGUGGCACACCGAUUGUCGGAGCACGGUGGCAUGCAGUUCCAUGCCGAUCUUCUUCCCGAUGCCGUGAUGGGCUACCAGCAAGGGUAUCGUUAAGUCUGUCACUAUGAGUAUGUACAUAAUAUAUCUAUAGCUUCAGUUUGGCCUUAAUUAGCAAGGCAUGGAGCUGGCGGAUGGGUACACACUUUUUUCUUCUUCAAACGGACAGGUACAAAUGUUUGUUGUCCUGGGUUUAUUAUGGAUGUUGAAAUCGAAUUCUUCAUAGCUAGCUACUCCAGUUACAAACUUGCAAUGCAAAGCACAACUCUAUAUGGCGAGGAUUGCACAGUGUGCAACUCAGGAAUGUCAUGAAGAUUUUUUUGUAACAAAAUGUAUGUAAUUGUGUACCUUUUGUGCGUUGUCUAAGAUAUGUUGCGAAAUAUAUAGAAAUUACUCAA
This is a messenger RNA of Triticum aestivum (bread wheat), 1404 nucleotides long. Its product is annotated as WRKY transcription factor 71. Bases 206 to 1063 code for a protein of 285 amino acids. The record is from RefSeq and is a predicted model, not a curated record. Gene Ontology annotation, biological process: regulation of DNA-templated transcription. The transcript has 3 exons. Gene Ontology annotation, molecular function: sequence-specific DNA binding; DNA-binding transcription factor activity. Lineage: Eukaryota; Viridiplantae; Streptophyta; Magnoliopsida; Poales; Poaceae.